CAUAGAAAUAGUGCAACGCACAGGCUUUACCAACAUGGUGACAUUAUGUCCUGUAGCUGUGAGCUUCUAAUGUAAUAUUAAUGUGAAGGCUACCAUCUGCUGCACCGUCUUCGUCUCACAGGCUCCGCUGCAGCUCACUAAUUAUUACACCAACGACAUUUCUCAUGAAUGAAUGAAUAAUAAACACCAUAUGGAAAAUUAACACUUAACCUCAUGCAUGUGUAAAUACGCGUGUUGGUUGUGAACGUGCAUGCGAGGCGCUGCUGGGUCAAAGCGGCAUGUAGGUGCUGCCUGUGACCCGAUAUUUAUAGUGCGAGAGGUAUAAAUAGCUGCAGCCGGGCCGGCUGUACUGUUGUAAAAGCCAGCGGAGACACACGGCCGUUUCCCUGAAGGUAAACACCACUGAAAGGAAUCUCAGCAGGCUUGUUUUGGCUGCGGUGUUCAGUCCCUGUCUGAGGCACGUGGUCCGUAAAGCGGCUCUCGGGUGUUUUUAACGUCGACCCUCUCCGGACCGACAGAUGAACACAGAGACAGAAGAUGAGUUUCACCCGUCCGAGGACGACCUGGACGAGGACGAGGCGACGCAGUACAUCAUUGAACAGAGUCUGAUUGAGUACAGAAAGCUCAAAGGGUUGAAUCCGAGUGAUCUGACGCCCAGUGACGACCCGGACGAGAUCUUCAAGUCAAUCAAGGAGGGGGACAAAGACGCGCUGAACCGACUGGCGGCGCAAACGGAGACUCUGUCCAGAGUGGACGAGCGAGGAUGGAUCCCGCUGCACGAGGCCUCGGCCAACGACGACCGAAGGGUCCUGGAGAUCGUCUUCUCAGCGUCACCCCCGGGCGCAGCCCAGUGUCGCACCCUGAAGGGGGAGACGCCGCUGUUUCUGGCCGUGGUCCGCGGACUCCGAGAGAACGCCACCUUCCUGCUGCAGAACGCCUGCAGCCCGGAUCUCCAGAACGACGAGCGGGAUUCUCCGCUGGUGGCAGCCAUUCUGAACGACCAGUACGACCUGGCGACGCUGCUGCUGCGCUACGGUGCCCGAGUGGACCAAACGGGGCCGCUGAACCGGACCGCUCUGCACGAGUCGGCCUUUUUGGGCCUGGAGAACUUUGUCUAUCUGCUCCUGGAAUCUGGUGCCGACCCGAACGCGUGUGACAUCACAGAGAAAACUCCACUGGCUCUGGCUGCGCGGAACGGGCAUCUGAACGUGGUGGAGUUCCUCUUACAAAAAGGAGCCCGUGUGGGCAGCGACUCAGAGUCCGGCGGGAUCUUGUUCGAUGCCGCGGCAUCAGGAAACCCCGACAUCAUCUCCUCGCUGCUGGACCACGGAGCCGAUCCCAACCUGCCUCUGUGCGGCGGGCACCUGCCGCUGCACCGCGUGGCCUACCACGGGCACGUCCUGGCACUGGAGCACCUCAUCCCAGUCACCACGCUGGAGGCCGUGAAGGAGAGCGGCAUGAGUCCCCUUCACUCUGCCGCCGCCGGGGGCCACGCCCACUGCCUGGAGGCGCUCCUCAAAGCCGGCUACGACCCCAACUUCAUGCUGCACCCGAGGGUGCGCCGCGACUACCAGGAUGAGCGCAGGUCCGCCCUCUUCUUCGCCGUGUCCAACAACGACCUGCAGUGCACCCGCUUGCUGCUGGAGGCCGGGGCGAUGGUGAACCAGGAUCCCAUCACCUGUCUGCAGGCGGCCCUCAGGCAGGGCAACUACGAGCUCAUCAACACGUUGCUGAAGUUCGGGGCCAACGUGAACUACUACUCCCGCAUCAACACCACCCACUUCCCCUCGGCGCUGCAGUACGCGCUGAAAGACGAGGUCAUGCUCAGGAUGAUCCUGAACCACGGGUACGACGUCAAGCGUUGCUUUGACUGUCCGUACGGCGACGGUUCCCACGACUACGCUCCGUGGACGACCUCGGUCAUCAAAGACAUGGUGUUCUGUGAGGUGAUAACGGUGUCGUGGCUGAAGCACUUAUCUGCCCAGGUGGUGCUCAUCAUGCUGGACUACACCGACCAUGUCUCCUUCUGCACCAAACUUAGGGACACCCUGGAGGAGCAGAGACAGUGGACGGAGAUCUGUCAAGUUCAACGAAACGCGCGGGGCCUGAAGCACCUGUGUCGGUUGCGGAUAAGAGAGCAUCUCAGUCACCUGCGCCUGAGAGCCCCGGUUUUCAUCGGCUUCCUUCCUCUUCCUCAGAGGCUGAGAGAUUACUUGCGCUACAAGGAGUUCGACGUCUACAGCAGGGGCAGCCUCGUUCCCCCGCACUGAAGACACAUUUACUGUCGCCACGGAUACCAACUGCGACAUAGGCAGGAAGUGAGGUCGCCACGCAUAAGGAUUCAAGGACCAUUUGCUGUCAUUAUGCGACACAGGGACGCACAGCAGAGUGCGGUUGUAGCUCGUUUGCAACACAAAAAACACGACAAAUAAUAGAGAAGUAUGUUCCUGUAGUGCGUUUUUGAAAUUUGUAUCAUAAGGAAUUUAAACGACAGCAAAAAAAACAACUCUCUGGGGGAUAAUACAGCCAACAUUUUUACAUUAACGUUUCCCCCCCCCCCUGUUUUACAUUGAUAUUGUGGGUGUUCAUAUAGUUUUCACGUACAGGUGACUUUAUGCCAUGCAGUUCUAUUUAUUGGCCAAAAGGUCGCAUGUAUGCUGUAUUAUAAUUAUCCUUCUAAAGUCUUAUUGCAGUUAAGAGUUAUUUCAUAAUGUGAAUACAGGAAAAUUGGCAUGAGAGCAUGUAAUGAUUAUUCUUUGAAAACGUAAUUAAAAACAUUUAAAAUGG
Messenger RNA from Gasterosteus aculeatus aculeatus (three-spined stickleback), 2787 nucleotides. It is a transcript of the gene asb14b, whose product is annotated as ankyrin repeat and SOCS box containing 14b. Gene Ontology annotation, biological process: intracellular signal transduction. Gene Ontology annotation, molecular function: protein binding. Gene Ontology annotation, cellular component: cytoplasm. The record is from RefSeq and is a predicted model, not a curated record. Lineage: Eukaryota; Metazoa; Chordata; Actinopteri; Perciformes; Gasterosteidae.